Molecule: messenger RNA, 2244 nt
Organism: Kwoniella botswanensis
Lineage: Eukaryota; Fungi; Basidiomycota; Tremellomycetes; Tremellales; Cryptococcaceae
Exons: 2
Coding region: 1-2244 (747 amino acids)
Source: RefSeq, a predicted model, not a curated record
AUGUCACUAUCAUCAGCUACCACGCUGAUAUCGCCCACAUCCGUCAAAACAACUGCCCCUUCCACCUCAGCUGCAGGCGGGGGUAGCUCUCACGCAACCAAUCGUAGACCAUCUGUACAUGCCAAACGACGACCUUCGACGCACGCUGCUCAUUCCCAUGGACAUGGACAUGGUCAUCAUGCGCAUACGGGCAAUAGGAGAUCUAGCGAGGGUGAACAUGGACGUAGGGCGUUGGCGGCGGGUUUGGCGAUGCAUGCGUUGGAUACGACUGAUGCGCUGGUGAAGAAAAAGAAAGAAAAGCGCCCACUACCCAAAAAUUCCCGCUCAGAUACCCAUCUCCCCCGUUUAUCUCGAACUACCUCAAUCACCUCCACUACAUCUCACGAUUCCCACGGGACAACGACCUCCAAAUCUACUCGACCCAAAGCGAGGAGAGGAUCUACGAGGAGAUCCGAAGAGUCCGUGCAGGUGUUGAGAGAGAAUGGGGAGGAUGGAGACGAAGUUGACGAAGCUGAAGAAGGAUGGGAAUCAGGUGAAGAUCAAUUAGAAAUAUCACCUGAGAAAUCCAAGAAGGGGAAAUCCAGAAAUAAGGAAACACAAGCUCAAACUGCAAGUUCAAAUAUGAGAAGAACAGUCAGUGAUACUUCUGCAGAACCUCAACAGCAACAGCAGCGUCAGACAGUCUCACAUGGUAAAGGAGUCCUGAAUGGAGAUUUGAGGGAAUCACCUUCAGAAGCUCCCCAUCCACCUGCUCUCACUCAACGAACAACUGGAUUUGCAGGUGCAAUCCAACCUCCUGAUCCACAAGUAGCAGCAGAAUUACCCGUCCAAGAUCCACAUCCGAUAGUGACUCCUCAUCCGAUCAGACGGAACACCUCGGCUAAGUCGCUAGUAGGUCCAAUCAGUAUGGAGCCCACCACGUCGUCGGAUUCUAGGAGAUACCCUUCUUCAGACAGAGAGGGCGGGAGGGGUGCAUCGAAAGAUAGAUCAAAAUCAGCUAGACCUGAAGUAUCGAGUAGACUUAGAUCAACAGAGGGUAGUGGACUUCCUCAAGCGAACGAUGCGGAGGCCAUCUCCACUUCACCUUCGUACCCUUUCCCUCAGAUGCCUUCUUCCAACGCUCAAGGACCUGAUCACAAUGAGGCUCAACAAGAUCAACCAGAGUCUCAACGUCAAAGGAAUGCCUCUCAGCCACAAUCACAACCUCAAGGAUCGACACGAUCACGUCAAGCUUCUCAGCAACACCCACAACUCCGACAUCGCUAUUCCAACAGUUCCCUACGAUCUAUCCAAUCCCUCAGAGCACCACCUCAUCCACUAAAUUCACCGACGGGAUACAGAACUCAUGCAACUACCGCUACAUCCCGACCUGGAAGUAUGUUCGGUUCACCUACAAAGGACGAUAAGCGACAGAGGGUCCCGUCGAUGCAUCAGCCUCCUGUGCCUCAACCUCAGAUAAGCUACGAGAUGGCCAAAGGACGCGGAUGGGAUGGACCCAUCCCUGAGGAAAGUACACCUAGAUCGGGCAAAAUUCAAAACCAAAGUCAGAGUCAAUCGCAUUCGAGAAAAGAUAGUAUAUCAUCUCAAAAAUCGAUUCGGUCGAUAUUCGCUCCUUUAGCUACACCGGCAACAGCGACUCUAUCCUCCCCUGCGCGAUCGACAUCUGGUACAGGGGGAAGAAGGAAGACCGCACUGGAAGCUGCUAGUUUAGCAUCUCGUAUGCCAUCUACAACCGAUCCUACGUUAUACCACAACUCGUUGGGACACGCGAACAUACCCGAAACGGUUUAUUUGAUAUCUCGUUUCUUACCCAACACGAAAAAGGCUACUAGACCCAGGUGGGAGAUGAACAUGAGAGAUCCAGAUAUUCAACAAGAUUUGAAUGAAGGAAAGUUGAAAGUAGGGUUGACAAAUGGAGAUUAUAGAGAAUCACAUGAAAGUUUAGUCAAAACGUUGAAAGAAUUAGGUAAAGAUGGUGAUAGCAGCCAACAGAAUCGAAAUGUAACAGGAGGAGGAGGGAUCGGACGACCAGGAACUAUGAAUAGAAGUUAUUCAUCUUCUGCUUUCCCACUUGGAGUAGGACCCGGUGGACUCGGAGGGGAUGGAGUAGAUGGAUUGAGUAUGAGGUUGAAAGAUGGUUUGACGAUUAAGAAAGGUGGUUUCGCUGGGAAGACACCGUUCGAAUUGAGUGUUCAGAGAUGUCUCGCUCAGAGACCUGGUGGUACUGCUGGGAUUGGAUUUUAA